GCAAAUCACAGGCGGAGGUGGGCGGAGCCUCGGCGUCGCGGCGCACUGCUAGCAUCAAGUGUGGCAACAAUUAGCAGCAACAAAUCCUCUUUUUUGCCCUCAAAUCUUCCUCCUUUUAUUCUCUAGCACACCUCGGGGACUGUAGCGUGCCUGCAACUCAGCCAACAUGCCUCCGAAGAAGCCGGCUGCCCCCCCGGGGAACAAAAAGACGCAGGAGAAGAAGAAGGAAAAGAUCAUUGAGGACAAAACGUUUGGCUUGAAGAACAAGAAAGGGGCCAAACAACAAAAGUUCAUCAAGAACGUGACACAGCAAGUGAAAUCUGGACCGCAAAACGUCCGACAGGUGAGGUCGACACUUCUUCUUCUGCUAGGACGUAGAGGAGAAGACCAUGUGUGUGCGUCUCAGGUGGAGGGUGACAAGACCGCCAAGAAGACGGACAAGAAGAAAGAGUUGGAUGAGCUCAAUGAGCUCUUCAAGCCCGUAGUCGCCGCUCAGAAAGUCAGCAAAGGCGUGGAUCCCAAGUCGGUGCUGUGCGCCUUCUUCAAGCAGGGCCAGUGCACCAAAGGGGACAAGUGCAAGUUCAGCCACGACCUGUCCAUGGAGAGGAAGUGCGAGAAGAAGAGCGUCUACGUGGACCAGAGGGACGAGGAGCUGGAGAAAGACACCAUGGACAACUGGGACGAGAAGAAGCUGGAGGAGGUGGUCAACAAGAAGCACGGCGAGGCUGACAAGAAAGUCAAAACUCAGAUCGUGUGUAAAUUCUUCCUGGAGGCCAUUGAGAACAACAAAUAUGGCUGGUUCUGGGUGUGCCCAGCAGGGGGCGACACCUGCAUGUACCGCCAUGCCCUGCCGCCCGGCUUCGUGCUGAAGAAAGACAAGAAGAAGGAGGAGAAAGAGGAGGAAAUCUCUAUGGAGGAGCUAAUAGAGAGAGAGCGCUCAGCACUGGGUCCCAGCGUGACCCGCAUCACUCUGGAGACCUUCCUGGCGUGGAAGAGGAGGAAGAGGCAGGACAAGGUGGAGAAAGCGAGGGAGGAGAUGGAGAAGAAGAAGGCGGACUUCAAGGCCGGCAGGUCGCUGGUGGUCAGCGGUCGCGAGGUCUUUGAGUUCCGACCCGAGCUUGUGGACGACGAUGACGAGGAGGCGCUCGACGCCCGAUAUGCCAACGAGGAUGAGGAGGAGGAGGAUGAGGAGGAAGAGACCCACAACUCCCAGGUCCAGGUCCAGGACAUAGACCUGUCCCGCUUCGUCCCUCAGGAGGUGGACGACACAGGUAUAACUGUGGCUGCCAGGGACCGCUUCUCCUCCAGGACCAAGACUCCCAUGGUGGCUCAGGACCAUGAGCAGUUGAACGGAGCUUGUGGUGGCACCGAAGCCAACGUCCCACCAGGGGGUGAGGAGGAGGAGGAGGAGGAGGAGGAAGAGGACGUACCGGUGGAUGAGAACUUGUUCACUGGAGAGGAUCUAGAAGAUCUAGACGAGGAGCUCAACACGCUGGCCUUGGACGACUGAGCAGGACAAACUUAAGGACCACAAAAGACUGACGGACAUAUAUGGUCACAUGACUGUCUGACUCCGCCCCCCUGGUGUAAAGAAGUGGUGAAAACGCUGAUUCUGUUCUAAGAAAUGCAGCCGGUUCCUUCUCUAACGACGUCACCUUCUUGUUGGCCUAGAACCAAAGGAGACUUCAGUCUUGCUGGGACUGGAAGUGAUGUUCAUGAAUUAAAUAGUCAAUCAAUUAUUA
Molecule: messenger RNA, 1742 nt
Organism: Nerophis ophidion (straightnose pipefish)
Lineage: Eukaryota; Metazoa; Chordata; Actinopteri; Syngnathiformes; Syngnathidae
Gene: zc3h15
Product: zinc finger CCCH-type containing 15
Exons: 10
Coding region: 167-1510 (447 amino acids)
Biological process (GO): cytoplasmic translation
Cellular component (GO): cytosol
Molecular function (GO): metal ion binding; mRNA binding
Source: RefSeq, a predicted model, not a curated record